This is a messenger RNA of Anastrepha ludens (Mexican fruit fly), 553 nucleotides long. Its product is annotated as ribosomal protein 63, mitochondrial. Gene Ontology annotation, cellular component: mitochondrial ribosome. Gene Ontology annotation, molecular function: structural constituent of ribosome. The transcript is spliced from 2 exons. The record is from RefSeq and is a predicted model, not a curated record. Bases 111 to 431 code for a protein of 106 amino acids. Gene Ontology annotation, biological process: mitochondrial translation. NCBI's taxonomy places the organism in Eukaryota, Metazoa, Arthropoda, Insecta, Diptera, Tephritidae.
UGUUCAGUGUAUAGCAGCGGUUAAAGAGGUGUCUAUGUCAUCAGCUGUUUGUUGUGCAGCUCGUGUAAUUGGAGGAAAUAUUUUUAUUAAUUUUAAAUAGUUUGCGCAAAAUGCAGUUGACGUUAAUUAACUUUUUUAAGAAAACUGUGCCAGGACACAUUUUCCGAGGUAAGCGGCGACUUAUAAAACCCGUCAGUAAGCGUGCAAUGGACACGCUACAACGCGAUUAUGAAAGACAAGAGCAAAAUAUGUUAUGGUUGCGACAUCCUUACUUGACAGUUGAGGAAUCGUCAGGUCAUGCUAAGGAGCUGGGGAAGACACAAGCUAAACUUGCGAUGUGGAACGAUAGACAGACUCUAGGGAAAUUGAAACCACACAUAACGAUUGAAGAGCGACUGGCACAUUUAAAAGUAAAAGAAGCCUGGGAGUAAGAAAAUGACUAAAUCUGUCAUCUGCUAAAGAGGGCCAACAAGUUAAGAUAGAAUAAACUCUCACAUAUGAAAUAGUUUUUCUUUUAUUUAUUAAUAAAUUGUUUAAUGCAUAAUAUAUUUUA